Messenger RNA from Bactrocera dorsalis (oriental fruit fly), 11302 nucleotides. It is a transcript of the gene elav, whose product is annotated as protein elav. The record is from RefSeq and is a predicted model, not a curated record. The transcript is spliced from 3 exons. Bases 1409 to 2749 code for a protein of 446 amino acids. NCBI's taxonomy places the organism in Eukaryota, Metazoa, Arthropoda, Insecta, Diptera, Tephritidae. Gene Ontology annotation, cellular component: ribonucleoprotein complex. Gene Ontology annotation, molecular function: RNA binding.
UUCGUUCUUCACUUGAAUUCGUUCGCUCGCCGUAAACACAUCAAUUCUCGGGUGAAAUUGUCGUCUUUAUUGUGCAAAAAGAAUUAGAGAAAAAAAUCUUAGACCAUUAACAUAGUAUACAUAAAAGGUAGAGAACGAAGAAAAGAUAUUUAAAUAGUCAUAAAACAAAUAAAACGGUUAGUGGAGCGAAGUAGCGUACAAAUAAAAAGUUAAAAAUAUAUAAGAACUGCAAAAAGUAUUUGCUGGUUACACGACACGACUACAUACUAAUUACGCCAAAAUUCGCAUAUGUAUAUAAUAACCAUAUACAUAUGUAUAUAAUAACCAUAUACAUAUGUAUAUAAUAACCAUAUACAUAUGUAUAUAAUAACCAUAUACAUAUGUAUAUAUUUUUUUGGGUAGAGAAAAUUUUUUGGAAAAGCACUAAAGGGGACAGUGGAAAUUCAAUAAAUAAACCAAGUAGUGUGUGUGUUUGUGUAUAUAGCGUAAUAUCGAUGGGAAAAUAAUAUACUCGUAUACAUUUACAUAUCUGUUGAAAUGCACAAAAAUUGUCUAUAUUAAUGCUUUUAAUUAAUUGAACGUGUGUGAGCAAAGUUCAUUAAACUCCAUUGUUGCGUCGUUAAAUUGGAAAAGUCGAAGGAAAACCAAGAUCGUAAAAUGCAAAGGAAAAGGGUGCAGCAAUAAAAGCAACAAAAAUCGACCGGAUAAUAGACGAGUGACACGAAUAUACGAACAAGCAAAGCUGGCAUCUGUGAAUAUAUCGAUUGGUUGCGUCGAAAGUCACAAUUGCGCAGGGCAGAGGAGAAGAAUUUUUUGUGUUCAGGUGGAGUAAAAAUAUUAAAAAGAAGGACCGCAACGCGGUAGGCCUUCGAGUGCGGAUGAAACAGCUUAUACAGCAGCGGAAGUGAAUUGAUGGAAGAUAGACGAAUGCCAUAGUCGACAGAUUAAACAUUUUUAGUGCAAACAUAUUUGAUUUAAUUAAUACGAAUUUACGAAGAGACAAACGUGAAAAAAGCAACAAAAACGAAUAGAAUUUUUAAACAUCGUGCAAAAUCAAACGAAAAAUACAUCCAGGAAAAGAGUAUAUAUCGAGCAGCCAACAACAGUAGCGGAAAAUUUAUAUAAAAAAGUACAGAAAAAGUUAGCGGCAAGCAAAACUAACACAUACAAAGAAAAUCGAUAAAUCGAUUAGCUUAGCAGCUCUCUCCCGAAUUUCACACACGCUUCAAUUAAAACGCCAUCUUCAGCGUUGCCAACGACUUUUUAGCAGUCAACGUUGACAUAAGAGACGCAGCCGUCAUCGUCGAGACAGCGCAGCAUUAAAGUAAAAGAACAAAUUUACGCAAGAGCGAAGUUGUGAAAAAGCAUCAAAAUUAUUGCCGCAACGAGGAAAACACACGCCAACGCAAUGGACUUUAUGAUGGCGAAUGCCGGUGCUGCAGGCACAGUAGACGCUCAGGCCCAGCUAAUGGCUCAAACCGCCGCCAAUCCGGCCGCUGCCGCAGCCGCCCUAGCCGCUUCGAAUGCAUCACCUGCGCAGACUGCUGCCGCUGCUGCAGCCGCACAACUGCAACAGCAGCAGCAGGUGCAGCAGGCCAUUUUACAGGUGCAGCAACAGCAAACACAACAAGCCGUCGCCGCCGCCGCUGCUGCCGUCACCCAGCAAUUGCAACAGCAAACUACCAACGGAAAUACGAAUACCCAACAGAAUGGCAAUAAUAACGGUUCAUCCGAGACACGUACUAAUCUCAUUGUAAACUAUUUGCCACAAACAAUGACCGAAGAUGAGAUACGAUCACUAUUCUCCAGUGUAGGCGAAAUUGAGUCUGUGAAAUUGAUACGUGACAAAUCACAAGCUUUUAUGGAUCCACUAAAUCCGCAAGGACCAAAUAAGGGUCAAAGUUUGGGUUAUGGCUUUGUCAACUAUGUACGCGCACAAGAUGCCGAACAGGCCGUUAACGUAUUGAAUGGGCUGCGUUUACAGAAUAAAACCAUCAAGGUAUCAUUCGCACGCCCCUCAUCGGACGCCAUUAAGGGUGCGAAUCUAUAUGUGUCGGGACUGCCGAAGAAUAUGACACAGCAAGAGUUGGAGGCAAUUUUCGCACCAUUCGGAGCUAUAAUCACAUCACGUAUAUUACAAAAUGCCGGCAAUGAUUCACAGACCAAAGGUGUCGGUUUCAUACGUUUUGAUAAGCGCGAGGAAGCAACACGUGCCAUUAUUGCACUGAACGGAACCACACCACCGGAUUGCACAGAUCCGAUUGUGGUGAAAUUCUCAAAUACACCGGGUAGCACUAGCAAGAUAAUGCAACCACAAUUGCCAGCAUUCCUCAAUCCACAGUUGGUGCGGCGCAUCGGCGGCGCUAUGCAUACGCCGGUCAACAAAGGCUUGGCACGUUUCUCACCCAUGGCCGGCGAUAUGCUCGAUGUUAUGCUGCCAAAUGGUUUGGGUGCGACAGCGGCCGCUGCUAGUGCAUUAGCUAGUGGUCCGGGCGGUGCUUAUCCCAUUUUUAUUUACAAUUUGGCACCCGAAACUGAGGAGGCAUCACUGUGGCAGCUAUUCGGCCCAUUCGGCGCAGUACAAUCGGUUAAAAUUGUUAAGGAUCAAACCACAAAUCAAUGCAAAGGCUACGGCUUCGUGUCGAUGACCAAUUAUGAUGAAGCGGCAAUGGCAAUUCGUGCAUUAAAUGGUUAUACACUGGGCAAUCGGGUGCUACAAGUUAGCUUCAAGACCAACAAAUCAAAGUAAAUUAUCUUUCCAGCGAAAAAUCUACGUAGUAACAGCUAACUGCAACAAUAGUAGUAGUACACAACAACAUCAACUGUAACAAUAACACACGCAUACACAAUGAAAACAACAAUAACAGCAAUAAUAACAAUGUAGCGGAAAUACAGUAGUAACAGCAGCAACAUAACAACAAAUCGGUGAAAAGGAGCCGAGCUGCAACCCGACCGCAGGCAAGUUGGUGGAAAUGCGCGGGUUGGCUUUGUUUAAAAUUGGUAAAAGUGUGUGAUGUGCAAGGCGUGUUGUGGGGAGGAUGAGUUUGCUCUUCCUCCCCCCAACAUUCGCAACGCACGCCAACCUCGUAUUUUCCAUUUUUUAAAUAUAUUUUUUAUAUUAAGCAUAUGCUAAAGAAAGUCCAACUUGAAGCUAUACGAAUCUGGAAAUUAAAUUAAUUAAUUAACUUUUGAAAGUGAGGUUAAUUAAUCUAAUUUGUUGCACUGUAAAUUCUAACACAAAAUCACAAGCGCGGAGUAGUAGAUAGGUGCAGAGAAAUAUUGACAACAAGAAAUUGGUGUUGUAGCAAAAUUUUGCGGUUACAAGGGAUGUAACGAUUCAGUAUAUCUGUAGCGUAGUGAAAAUAUGAAAACAAAAAGAGCAAAGAGAAAUCAUUUGAAUAUAUUUUUCCUUAUCAGCUUCCACCCACAGUGGCUUUGCGAAAAGCAAAUGGACGCACAUUAAUGCUUAAAAUGGCGCGCCAAAUGCCGCUAGCAACCACCCGUUGUGCGCGCAAGCAGGCGGCAAGCUUCCCACACGCCUCAAAUAAUUGGGGUGGUUACGGCAGGCACUCCAAAUCAGUCCUAGUGUAACGGCUGGCAGCGCAGCACAUGUGUGUCUGUUUGUUAGUCACCUGAAUUUCACAAUGCCAAAGCAGUGAAGGAAAAAUAUAUUUCACAGUACAUUCGUAUGUAUGUGUAUGUUUCCAUUUGAAAAACAUAUUUGCAAAUUUUGGCAAUUUCAAUCAAUGUUCUGCGAGUGUUGGCUUAAUUUAGAAAAAUUGGCCUGCUUGGUAAUCAAAUUGGCAAGCAAAAUCUGAAAAUUAUUACUCGAAAGUUUGGGCUAUUUUUAAAUUAACCAACAGCUGCAACUCGUGGCUGUAUACAUGCAUGUGUGCGUGAACACGAAUACACAUACAUACAUAUAUUUAUUGAAUCUCUGCAAAAAAUAUAAACGAAUCAGCUAGCUGCGCCACACAUUCAAAAAUGAGAGACAAAAAAAAUCAUUUGAUAUUUUCACUACUCUAGUCUGAAAUAAUCUAGAAAAAAUGCAAAGAAAAAUUAUCAAGACGAAAGUUUUGCAAAAUUAAGGCUCAAAACAAUAUUUCUGCAUCCUCUAGAAUUUCUUAACUCGAUGUAAUAUUUGUUAAUAUCCCUACAAAACGUACAUAUGUGUAAAAAAGAAAAUGAAUGGGUAUCCGUUUACAAAUUGAAAUCGAACAAAGAGAUCAACACACGAUUUUCCAAAUUAAAAACCUUUUCGAAAAUUUCCAAAACUAUAGUUGUAUGAAAACUACUACUGCACAAGUAUAUCACAAAACCGUUUAGCUCAACGAGCGCCAAUUAGGCAGUAACGAAAAAGAAUUAGUGAACAGUUCUUUAAAAAUAUACUAAUAAUUAAGAAAUAAAGGCAAACAAAAAUCUUCCAAAACAACCUUGGCCUGCCGGCAGCAAUAAAAGUAUUUUAAAUUUCAUUUGCAAUUUUAAAAGUUGAAAAAGUUGACAAUUUUUAUACGUUUUCUAACUCAAAAUAUGCGUUAUAAGCAAAUGAUAAAUUUAAAUGCAAUCAAAUGUGCAGCAAGCGCUCGAAAGAAAGGCUUGAAGAAAGACGAGUGCGUACGCAGGUUUUAAAGUAAAGCAUAACUAUAAUACAAUUAAUUGAAUGUACAACUCUAUUUUGGUAUAAAAGCGCAUAAUAAAAAAGAUUUUCAAUUAUAAUAUUAGCAAAACGAAAAAAAAUGUCUUAAAACAAUUGAUACAAGUUAUUGAGUUUAGUGGCAUUCAAGAGCGAAAAACCCGAAAAGUAGGAGCGAUGACAUGUAAUUUAAAUUAAAUAAAAAAUAAACUAAAAUUUUUAAAAUUAUUUAACGAACUAGCAAAACAAAAAAAUAGUAAAUAAAAUAAUAUAUGAGUAAUAACCAUAGAGACUAUAGUAAAAGCAAGGAGGCUGCUACAGUAUUAAAUAGCAAAAGUUUAAAUUUUAAUAAUUAAAAAAAUAUAACUAAGAAAAUAACCAAAAGUUGGGUGUAAGGCCAUAAAUAUAUAUGUAACUAGAAAAUAAAGGGGCAAAGCCUGCGUGCGCAAAUGCAAAUUUAUAGAAAAAGUAGAUCUUUUGAAUUUUAAAUGAGCUAAACAACUAUAACGAGACAGUAUCGAAUGAGCAACAAUAAUUAUUAAAUAAACAUUGCACCUCCAGAAGGCUAAAUUUACAACUAAUUAUAUAAUAUAUCCAAUAUUAUAAAUAAAUAUCCACACUCGAGAGUUAAUAUACAUUUUAAAAUAAUAUAAAAACUUACAUAACAUUAAACAUAAACAUUUUAUUUAAAUUUAAUUAAACAUUAAUUGAUUGAAAGGUUGCUGCAGAUCCUUUUUGCAUAUUGACAGGAAAAACGCACAGCUUGUUGUGUAUUUUGGUGGCGAAAAGUACGAAAGAGUGUUGUUGUUUUUAGGCACUAUUUUUACGGCUUUCGCGCUUUAAUUAACGCUAAUAGUGCGCUGAAUUAGUAAACAACUUAAAAUAACAGUAAAAUAUUCACAUAAUAUAACAUCAUUCUUUUAAAAUAAAAAAUAAGCACUAAAUAUUUUCAACAAGUAAAAAAUUUGUUUAAAACGAGCUUGCAAAGAGUCAAAGGCAAUUUUUUAAGUGCCGUUUUAGUGUGCUAAAUUCAAAAAGUUAUGUAUUAGAAGUUAUUUUCAACAGCAGAAAGCAGCGCACCGUUAUUACCGUUACAGCAUUUUCUUCUUUUUCGUCACCACCUACGCACAAAGCGCAUAACAUGAAUGUUCAAUAAUUUGUUUGAGACAAAAUUACAAUGUGAAGCACAAAACACCCGAAAUACAAAUAAACUAUACAUAAUUUAGGGUGAAAUGUUUUAAGCUUUAGGCUGCGUACAUAUAUACACACACAUACAUUUUAUUGACACAUACACACAUGCAACAAUAUUCGUAUAAUGUUGAAAAAAAUCAAUUUGUUUAUUUUUAAACGUAAUUUGGUUUGUUUACAAUCAAUGGUUGCAGGUAUUUGUUUGAGGAGCAGUUUUGAAUUGUUGAAAUAUAUUUAAUAGACAUUUUUUACAAUUACGAUUUUGUGUUGUUUGUGCUUCCACGAAUAAUGCCCUUUGAUUUUGUUCGUUUGUAGUGCAGUACAUUGACAUCUUGUGUUGAUUUCUUUGUUUCAAUUUACUUUGCUUUGAGUUUUGCGUAAAUGCGCUUCAACUGCUAUUUGCUACAACCCACAUGAGUUCGAAAUGUCAAAAAUACUAUUUUCGAACAAUAUUUGAAUUACUUUUGAAGCGCUUAAUCAACCAACAUAUUGGAAGUUGUUUAAAGUUAUUUAUUAAUAUAAUUUUUUCGAUAAGUUCGAUUUCUCAACACGGCUACUACUCUUAUGUUUGUUGUUGUUUUUUUUGUACCCACCCUCGUAAAUUAUAAUUUUGUCAAAAAGAAAAAAUGUGUGUUCAUGUAAAAUUGACGCGCGUGUCCUCCCAGCUAUUUUGUACACAUAAUUUAUAUAUUUAUACAUAUAUACAGUCCAUAUACAUAACAUACAAACGCAUACAUAUAUAUAUAUAUAUAAAUAGUGAACGUACGUAAUAAUUAAGCAAAAUAUAUUUAUAUACAUAUUUAUUGCAUAUUUACACAACUUUUAUUAAUUUAUAUCUUCAAACAUAUGUAUACAUAUGUACUAUAUAUUUAUUUUCAAUAAUUUUGCUUUCAAAUUCAGUUUCAACUCAAACCAAACUAAGCACUGUUUCACAAUAAUGUUGAAAAAUAGUGUUUAUACAGCUUAUAUACAUACGUGCAUACAUAUGUAUAUAACAUAAUUUAUUUUUGCAUUAAUAUUAAUAUUUUAUUACACAAAACACCAUUAACUACACAAAUUUAAACUGACAUUCAUACAAUAUGUGUACGUGUAUGUCUACAUAUAUAUUUAUAUAAUUAUAUUUUUGUAGCUGUUAAGUGGUUUUAGUUUUAAAGUUCACAAUUUUUAAAUUUCAAUUUAGCAAAUUAGCUAAAAAUUAACUUGAUGUGGGUAUUCACAGUGUUUGUGUUUGCUCGACACCUUUUGCUAACGGGGAAGACGCGCACCGUGAAUACACUCAUUGAUAUUUUAUUUUAGUUUUUUUUUUUUUCAAAUUGUAAUGUUGAGGUUAGCGAAGCAUGCGCAAAUGCAGGCAGUAGUAAGUGAAGUUACAAAACAAAAAGAAACCCAGAGAAAAAGUAAUCACUAUUUAUUAAAUAGUUAUAUAUUAGUACAUUUUUUGAUGCUAAACAACUUGGGACGGCUGAAGCCUCACAGUUGCUUAUAUAUAAAUUAUAUUUUUUUCGUAAGAGUAAACGUGUAGUAUGAACAAAGUAAAAAAGAACAAGCAAAUGUAUGAGAAAAAGCAAACGCUAAGCGAAAAACGCAUAAGAACAAAUAAUUUAAUUAAGUUAAAAUUUAUAAAUUUAAAAAAUUACUUUUAAGCAUAUGCAUAGUAGUAGUAGUCGAAGCGAAACAGAUGGUAAAAAGAAAAAAAUACAAAAAUACAAGUAUACACAAAACGCAUGAAACAAACAAGAAUUCUAGUCAAAAAUGCAAAACGAUGUAAACGGAAAAAAAUGUAUUGAAGAAAAAACUAAACUAAAUUGCUAAAGCAGUUAGGCAGAAGUUCUAAAUUGCAAGCAUUAUAAUAACUAAAAAUGCUUCAAUGUCGCAUAGCAAUUAUGCAUGACAAGUAAAAGAAAACAAGAGAGUAGAUAUGCAGCUAUAGUAACUAACCCAUACACAUACACAACAAACAUCAUUCAAAACUACAGAAUGCGCUACUGCGACAAUAAGUACUAGAAAACAGUCAGCGCUGAUAGUGUGUUCAACAUGCGUUCAAUGCAGUUAUUGUGUUUGAAGGCAAUAAGUGUGGCAAAAAGAAAUCAACACCAGCUACAAGUUGAUUUAGAAAACAUUUUUUUGAAUUAUAGUAUGUUUUCGAAACAUGCGCUGCGGCUGCAAAAAUUCGCUUUUGCGGUCGCCCCCAUAAAUUUCUGUAACAUUACAGCUUCAAAGGACCCUAAUGAAGGUUUCAAACAUUCAUUACCUGAAUUAUGAUAAAAAAAAAAAUGAUUUUUUCAAAUUUCUAGACUAGAAUAUCAUAUCCCCUUAAUAAAAUUGUUUAUACAAAAAUCAGUAAAUUAUGUUAAGCAGCUUUUCCGCGCGUUUCACGAUCUAGAAAUUGCUUUCGAGUUGCAAUAUACCUACAUUUUCUACUACAGUCUUGAAAUGAUAUGUAAUUUUCUGAAAUAUGAAUAUUUGUAUUGUCAAUUUCAAUCAAUUUUGACAAGUAGGAUGUGUGAUCAAAUUGAAAGCAAGUUCUUGAUUGCGUAAUUGCAGCGUUUUUGAGGGUCCCUUAAAUGCUCGUAAUUUUUUCGAAGUAAAUUAGAUGUCCAAUAUUUUUCACGUUUGAAAGCAGUGUCUUCAAAAUCGUUCGCAAUGCCCACAACUGUUUGUUUUCUAAGACAAGUGUAGCCUCCACGUUAAAAAUACUGCUUUAAAUAAAGCAGAAAAAGCUUUGAGCGUAUGGUUGUAGUGAUUUCUAUUUAUUUUUUUAAAUUCUCUAUACGAAUAGAAAAUAGUACGUGCUAAGGUUUAGUUCAAAUUGCACACUAACACCGCCAAAUUAUUUUGAAAGCAGCAAAUGCGGUCUGUAAAAAGCGAUUACAAAUACAUAAUUUUGUUUUGCUAACGAGCGAAAGGAUAUUCUGUGCAAUAGUGUCUACGCGAAAAUGUGUAUCUCAGAAGAAAGUAUAAAUUUUUGCUUAUAUUUUUAUUAAAAUUUACUUCUUAAUGUAGUAACUAUUUUAAGCAUAAUAAUUUUUAUUAAACAUUAGAAAAAAGAGAACCCUUAAUAACAACAAAAACAUCAACACGUAUGUAUGUAGUUGCAAAUGUAAGCGAAAAAAUUGCACAAAAGUGCAAUAAGCGCCAAUUUAUCGUUGAUGAUGCAAACUUAUGCUUUCUAUUUUCUUGACACACGAAACGAACGCAAAUUCCCAAUAGAGAAAUGCAGCAUCUGCAAUGAUACGCCAUUCAAAUAUGGACAAGUAAAGAUAAGAGCGCGUGCGCUCAUGCAAGAGCAAAAGCGGGAAAGCGUUCUACAAGCGCAUAUUGCCAAGAAAGCCGUAAUUUAAUAGAAGUCAAUCCGAAAAAUAAGUAAAAAAAAAUUAAAUAAAAGGUGCAUACCAGUAUUGCAGCGCCGCGUUGAAGCAAGUAAAUAGUAAAACUGCAUAAAUAUAUGAGAGUAUGAGAGGAGAGCACAGACAGUAAAGUAGUGAGGAGAGUAGCAGGGAGUCAGCAAGCAAUAUGUUUAGCACAAGCGGCACAAAAUAUGUACGAAAAGCGAUAAAAAGGCGCGCGAGCACAGACCACAACAAAUAGAUCGGCAGUGAAGAUUGAAUAAACAACCAACUCAAAUUGACGUAUAAAAAAGCAACUGAUAAACUUAUAAGAUAUCGGAACUUGAAAGAUGCAAGAAUUUAGUGUUUUCUGUUUUUUUUUUAGUUGAUUUGAUUUGAUUUGAUGACAAAUUGCAUUUUUGAAAUGUGUGUGCGUUUCAUGGCAUAUUAAUUAUUUUAAUUUUCUUUUAAGUAAUUAUUAGUUUUUAAUUUUAAUUUUCACAUUAUGACACAACAAUUUAUAUGAAUGUUUUAUGUUUUGUAGUAAUUACUAAAAACAAUAUGCGUACCUUAACUAAAUGAAGCAAAGAUAAACAAAAUACGAAACGAACACAAGUAUGGGACAGCGUAAUGAAAAUAAUAAUUACUAUUUUCAUGGGUUUUCAGUUUGUUUUGUAUGAUUUCUAAUAUUAUUAUUUUUAUUUUAACUUAACAAACAACAAAUAGUAGUAACUAGCAGUUUGUAAACCAUAGUUUUAAUUGACUUAUUUUUUUGUAAUAUUUUUACAUAUAUUUAUCUUAUUUUGAGCUCGUUUCAUCGCAUUCCUUGCGUUAAGUUUGUAAUUGAUUUGCGUUCAUACUUUUAAUUUCAAUUUAAUAUUACUUUAUUAACCUUUAUAAUUUUAAAUAAUAUUUUUUUUUGUUUACGUAUAUGUUUUAAACCAACUAUUUGUACACACGAAAUGAAAAUAAAAUUGUCUAGCAACAAAAUCUCAGAAACAAUUGCAAAGCGCUAGUAUUUUAUUAAACAAAAAAACAUACAAAAAUUGCAAUUUAAAAAGCAAAGAUGGCAAAAUGCUGAGCUUAUGCAAUUUUUGCACACAAAAAUUAUAUGAGCGCUGACAGAUUUUGCCCCCUUGCAGCUGCAGGUUUUACGCCCACGCAGUCAGCAAGCGUGCGCAAGCAAGCAUUUUUUUGCCAUCAAUUACUAUAUUUUUCAUUGUGUACUUUUUAUUAUAUGUUAUAUUUCAAUUUAUAUUAUAAUUACUAUUACUAUUAUUAUUUGAUUCAAUUGUAUUACAUAACCAUAUUGACAUUUGAAAAUCUUCUUGUUUAUGUAACUAAUCACUCAAGUCGCGGCAAGCACACAGACAAAAAUAUGUGUAUAAAACGUUGUUUGAUACUUGAUACUCCAGAAAUUUAUAAUUCCUGCAGUACUCGUUCUUCGAAUACUGUAACAUCCCAAGAAAAAAAACCGUUCAUAGCAUCUAGCGCUUAAAACUACCAACAAGUGACGAAACAACACGUUUUUACGCUAUAAACAAACGUUUUUCCUUUAUUUCUCGGUAAACGAGAAUGUGUGGCUUUCACUUGAGAAGAGCGCAUAACAAGCAUAGCGUCAAAAGUAGCCUUUAGAAACAAAAAAUGUCACUUUAAAUUUACAAUGUCCUGUUUUACAACUGUUUUGUAAAAUAUAGCAAAAAGUUUACACACGACGCUCUCUCUUUGUCCCACAUAAUGCCCGCCUGACUUCAACGAGAACUUCAUUCUCACGCACAAAUUUCGAAAGCAGUUUGUGUGUUACUUUGUAAACUUUUUGUCCAAAAGUUGUGACGAAAAAUAUUAACAAAAAACAUUUUAUCGGAAUUUCCCUAAAUAUAUGAUUUUAAACACAGCAGUUAUUGCUAAAUAGAAAUUUUAACUUUAUCAUUAUUUUAAAUUUUAAUUAUAAGUUUGUGUUUUUAUUUUAAUUACAUUUAAAGUUUAAUUCAAUUUGUAUUUCCCACACAAAAUAUCAAAAUUGUAUUGAGACAAAAAGUUAAAAGCGCUAAUACUUGUGGUUGAUGCGCGUAUAUUUGAAGUGAUAAAAACUUUGACAACAACAAACCGUGUUUUUAACCUUAAAUAAAAUAUCAAUUUUGAUUUUUGAAUUUAA